AUGCGCUUCUUCCUCUCCUGUUUCGUCGCUCUUCUCGCCGUUUUCACGGCCACCGCGGUAAUCUGGCUUCGUUCUUUCACCAGUCGAAUUGUAUUCUUUUCAGCAAUUCAUUCCGACCUGGAACGUCGAUCCGUCGCUCUUCCAGCAAGCGCAGCCGGCCGCGGAGCCCAAUCUCUUCAAUUUCAUCCCAUCGCUCUUCCCCCAGCACACUGUCAAUCGGCCACCUACUCCACUCGGAUGGGGAAAGAAGAAGUAG
Molecule: messenger RNA, 256 nt
Organism: Caenorhabditis sp. 36 PRJEB53466
Lineage: Eukaryota; Metazoa; Nematoda; Chromadorea; Rhabditida; Rhabditidae
Source: the annotation of a GenBank genome assembly